AUGCCGGACCCAACAACCAAAGAAAACGCCAUCCCUCUGCUAGAGCGCGAUGUAGAAGCGCAAGCGCAAGCCGAAGACAAGAAGUACGAAUCUGAUCCAGUACCAGCGAACGUCCCAGCGAAGCCAUCAACCAGCGCGAAGAAACAGUUCCUAAUAUGGACGGCCAUCAAUAUGCUCUCUACGAUUGGUAUCGUCUUCACCAACAAAGCAAUCUUCGAUGAUCCAGCUUUUAAACUCAUGCAAACCUCAUUUGCGAGCUUCCAUUUCGUAUGCACGGGAUUAACACUAUACGUCGUCUCACGCCCCUUCUUCGGCGCCUUCGAACCCAAAAGAGCCGGAAUCGUAGAAAUGCUCCCUCUCGCCUUCUCCAUGUGUCUGAACGUCGUGCUCCCCAACCUCUCUCUAGCCUUCAGCACCGUAACAGUCUACCAACUCUGCCGGGUCCUCCUCACGCCCCUCACGGCCCUGCUCAACUUCGUCCUCUACAAAGCCACCAUUCCCCGCAACGCAGUCCUAGCACUCAUCCCCGUCUGCGUCGGCGUCGGCAUCACCAGCUACUACGACAUCAAGCCCUCCGCCCCUACCCCAGGCAAGAAACCCCAGACGACCAGUCUCAUCGGGAUUUUCUUCGCCUUGGCAGGUGUAUGCGCAUCUUCAGCGUAUACCGUGCUCAUCGGCGCGUACCACAAGAAACUCAACAUGUCGUCCUCGCAACUGCUUUUUAACCAGGCGCCUAUCUCCUCGGUUAUGCUUCUCUUCGCCGUGCCGUUUGCGGAUCACAUCCCCGUGUUAAGCGCCGUACCGCAGUAUCGCUGGUUGAUGAUUCUCAUGUCCGGUGGUUUUGCUGCGUUGAUCAAUAUCUCCCAAUUUUAUAUUGUAGCGGGCAGUGGUCCCGUUAGUAGUACGGUGGUCGGUCACUUGAAGACUGUCAGUAUUGUGGGUAUUGGAUGGGUGUUAAGUGGGAAGAGCGUCAAGGAUUGGAGUGCGGUGGGUGUGGUUAUGACUAUUGCUGGUAUUGUGAUCUACUCCAACAUCAUGCUCAACAAACCACGCUAA
Messenger RNA from Glarea lozoyensis ATCC 20868, 1056 nucleotides. Its product is annotated as Multidrug resistance efflux transporter EmrE. The transcript is spliced from 3 exons. The record is from RefSeq and is a predicted model, not a curated record. NCBI's taxonomy places the organism in Eukaryota, Fungi, Ascomycota, Leotiomycetes, Helotiales, Helotiaceae. Gene Ontology annotation, molecular function: antiporter activity. Bases 1 to 1056 code for a protein of 351 amino acids. Gene Ontology annotation, cellular component: Golgi apparatus; membrane.